Megalops cyprinoides (Indo-Pacific tarpon) is the source of this 3862-nucleotide messenger RNA. RefSeq names its product MIF4G domain containing b (gene mif4gdb). Gene Ontology annotation, molecular function: translation activator activity; RNA binding; protein binding. Gene Ontology annotation, cellular component: cytosol. Gene Ontology annotation, biological process: regulation of translational initiation. The transcript has 6 exons. The record is from RefSeq and is a predicted model, not a curated record. Bases 92 to 760 code for a protein of 222 amino acids. Lineage: Eukaryota; Metazoa; Chordata; Actinopteri; Elopiformes; Megalopidae.
AAGCUGGCGAUGAGACGUUGCGCGGAGCGAAGUAAAGUAACGUGGGCGUAUAGGAAUCCUUCAACAGGCCUCAGACUGUCCGUAGGGGUCCAUGGAGAAUUCCGCUAAAGACGACUACAGGAUCCAGUCCUUUGACAUGGAGACUCAGAAGCUGCUCAAGACAGCUCUCAAAGAGCCUGGUGCAGUGGAUCUGGAGAAGGUGUCCAAUGUGAUUGUGGACCAGUCACUGAAGGACCAGGUUUUCAGCAAAGAGGCAGGCCGUAUCUGCUACACCAUAGUCCAGGCUGAAGCCAAGCAGAGCAAUGGCAGCACAUUUAGGCGGAGCCUGCUGAAUCGGCUGCAGCAGGAGUUCAAGGCCCGGGAGGAGACACGGGAGCGCUCCUUGCAGGAGUGGGUGUGCUAUGUCACCUUCAUCUGCAACAUCUUUGACUACCUCAAGGUCAACAACAUGCCCAUGAUGGCCCUGGUGCACCCCGUUUACGACUGCCUGUUCCGGCUGGCUCAGUCCGACUCACUGAAGAAUGAGGAGGAGGUGGACUGUCUGGUCCUACAGCUGCACCGCAUUGGUGACCAGCUGGAGCGCAUGAAUGUGCAGCGCAUGGAUGAGCUGUUCUGUCUGCUGCGGGAUGGCUUCCUGCUGCAUGACGGGCUGAGCUCCAUGGCCCGCCUGCUGCUGCUGGAGAUCCUGGAGUUCCGGGCUGGGGGCUGGAAGCUGAGUGACACGGCGCAGAAGUACUACUACAGCGAAGUGGCUGACUAAGCGGUGGAGUGGGGGCAGGGUGGGGGGAGGGACAACCCAUCCAAUUGAGCAGACAAGGACAAGAAGGGAGGAAGUGGUGGAGGUGUCAUUGAACCACAUGUGCAAAGAGCUGGAAGGCCUGAGGUUUGAAGACCACAAGCAGAGAAAAGAGCCGUGUGCACUGGGGACACUGCUUGGACAGGUUAUACGAGUAGUGCGAUUAUAAGAGUAGGUGUUAAAAAAAGGGUUUAAAUUUGCAAUCAGUUUAUUUAGCUCAGAUUUGUACAUAUACACUGCUCAAAAAAAUUAAGGGAACACUUAAAUCACACAGUGGAUCUCGAACGAAAUAUUCAAGUCGAAAAUCUUCAUUGAUAUACAUUGUGUAAUUCGUUGAGAAGGAGGAGGACAUUGUUGCGCUCAGAUGUAGACUUUAGGACAGGUGCAUAAAAACCAGUUCUAGAAAAAUGAAGUAGAAAAGGUUUGCACUCUGAGUAACUGAAAGAAAGGAGCUACUUUUAUUAAUAAAUACAGAUAACAGAGCCCUCUGGCUUUUCUCAGUGCUCAUGAGAGGUCAUUUUGUAGGGCUCUGGCAGUGCUCCUCCUGUUCCUCCUCGCACAAAGGAGCAGAUACCGGUCCUGCUGCUGGGUUGUUGCCCUUCUAUGACCCUGUCCAGCUUUCCUCAUGUAACCAUCUCCUGGUAUCUCCUCCACACUCUGGAAACUAUGCUGGGAGAUAUAGCAAACCUUCUUGCAAUGGCACGUAUGGAUGUGCCAUCCUGGAGGAGCUGGACUACCUGUGCAACCUGAAUGGGCUGCAGGUACCGCCUCAUGCUAUCAGGAGUGACAAGAGCACUAGCAAAAUGCAAAACUUGAGAAAAAUCAGUCAGGAAGGAUCAGGAGAGAGAAAUGGUCUGUGGCCACCACCUGCAAAACCAUUCCCUUUUUGGGGGUUGUCUUGCUGUUGCCUCUCCUGUCCACCUGUUGCUUUCAUUUGCACCGAAGCAGGUGAAUUGGAUUCACAAUCACUUACGCUUCCUAACUGGACAGAUCAAUAUCCCAGAAGUUUAAUUGACUGGGUGUUAUACUGUGAUGAUUGAGUGUUCCCUUAAUUUUUUGAGCAAUAUAUAUGACUGAGGUUAGAUCAGAGUUUUUGGUUUGGAAGUGGAAUUUGUCAUUCCACUUCAGGAGGUGUGAUGGGUGGGAUAUGCAGUUUUAAGUAGAGAUGCAAAGGAGUUCAGUUGAUAAAAUCACUCAAUAUCGCAUUCCAGAACUGCACGCUUGCCUCAAAGUAUUCAUACAGGACUGCUGUAGCAGCUCGGAAAACACGUGGAAGAGAUUGAUGUGUUUGAUUUUGUAGAAAUGAGUGUGGUGAUCGGGGGUCAGGCUGCCUCUGCUGUGUUAAUGCUUUUAAGAUAUCAGAUUUCCACAAAUGUUCUUAGCCUCCUUUGAAACGCCGCAUCAUCAUUUGUUCUGUUGAAGGGGGUGUGUGGAAGUGUUCAUUCAAUUUAAAUAACUUCAGUAGCCAGAAGGUGUGUGUUAAAGACACGCAACCUAAGCACAAGCUGAGCCCCAUGGCCUGGGUUUGAUCCCAGCUGCAUCAUCAGCCGAUGAUGCCCGGGACCCAGAGUGGCAGAGCAGAUCAGCUUUGGUCUGCCUAGGAUAGGCUUGGGUGUGUCGGCCAGUGUCCUCUCAUCUCACUACCCUCAGGCUGCAAUUCAUUGCUUGGAUGACAUCAGAGUAGUGCAUGUUCUCCAGUCAGCGCCCACUCUGCUUUAGUGUUUUGUGUGAUUUGCAGUGUGAAAGGUAACUGCCUGUGUCUGUAGGCAUAUCGAAGGGUUACAUUCGAGGUUGUCAGGUUGAGACAAGCUGAGUAUGUAAUCAGAGAUUCAAAAAUAGGGUUGCAUAUGGGGGAAAAAACUCCACAUUUUUACUUAGUGCUUAUUCUGCCCUCUUUUUGAUAGCAUCAAUACAAUGGAUAUUCUAUCAAGUGUUUUGCCUUUUAAGAUAUGUACUGAGAGAAUCAACACCAUGAACAUCCUAAAUGCCCAUUUUAAUAGAGUCGUGUUGUUAGAUUAUUAUAUCUUUUACUGUAGUUAUUAUUGGUGUAAUGAGGCAAUAACCUAGUUGAAAUGUAGUGAGAAACAAAGUCAGUGAUACUGGUGCAACCACAUAUAGGCAGUCUCUGCGUUUAUGACAGGGCUUUCCUGGAAACCCCAUUGUUAAGCAGAGCAUCAGGAAUUCCUGUAUAUGCAUUUUUCCAUAAAGUAAGGCAAACUCUAAGUGAAAUUGUCAGAUAUUCUUGAGAUAUUAAUACUAUAUAAGUAUUUGAGCAUUUAUUCCUGCACAUGAGAUACAGUAUAAAAAUUCAGUAUUGUGACAAUUUGUUGGAAUUUGAAAUGAAUGUGCCCUAAAAUAGUUGGCAGUAGCAUUUUUCCAGACGUCCUCAACACAGUCUGUUUGCGAACCAGUUGGCAGUGAAAUGGUACCCGCCUUUGUGUUGUUCACCUUAAUGAGUUUUAUUCUCAGUCUCAUCUAACCGCUGAUCUGAUGCUCAUAUGUGACUGUUCCUGCUCCAGUUUUUUGCAGUAGCUGCAGUGGUGCUGUGGAACUUUGUAAUGGCAGUGAGCGUUAACCAAGAACCCUCCAGCAGCGUCUUAUGGCAUUGUGCUUUUCAUCCAAAGCAGUUCAUCCAGGGCUUGAAACAUCAUCUGGUGCUACAAAUAGGGAAAAGUAUGUUCUAAUAUCCUGCUGUGAGCUUUCAAGGAUUAAGACUAGUUUUCACAAUCAUAGUUUAUAAAAGCCCGUAAAAUGGAUUCUUUUAAUUCAUAAAAGCAGAACACAAAACUCAGUCUCAUAUGCGAGGGGUAAGCUCCUUUCUAGUUUUAGGAAUGUCAGGUUUUCAAGUGUGUGUUCAAGGAAAGGCAUUGUGCAACAUGGAAUCUGAAUACUGACACCUGAGUGGCUGGAUCGUCUUCCAUUCAGAAAAUUGCAGAGCUUUGGACGGACUGACCAAUAAGGAUGUUCCCUAAUGGGGUGUAGGUGGAACAUGAUUUGUUGUAUAGUGCAUAUUUAUUGUACUUUUAAAAAAUUUUGUAAAAGUAAUAAAGUAACUCACAUUUUGCC